AUGGCACCUGCAAGUGUUGUUAAGCUGCAGGCUUGGCUAUUCCUGUCCUUUUUUUGCUUGACACUACGUGCUGAUGUGCUGCAGUUUGCUGCAGCCACAAUGCAAGGGUACGUUGGGGACAGGGACAUAAUAUGCCCAUCUGUAUGCAGGUGUGAUGAGGACUUUAUCUACUGUAAUGACCGUGGCCUGAGCUCCAUCCCAUCACUGCCUUCUUCUGCCUCUGUCCUCUACCUUCAGAACAACCAUAUUAACAACCCGGGCCUGCCCACCUCUUUGGAGCACCAUCUUGCUGUCCGUGUGGUCUACCUCUAUGAUAAUGAACUGGAUGAAUUCCCCAUGCACCUACCACCAUCCCUCCGCGAACUACAUUUGCAGGACAAUAACAUCCGCACUAUUCCUCGUAGUGCCCUGGCCCGGAUGCCCUUGCUAGAGAAACUCCACUUGGAUGACAACUCUAUUUCCACGGUCAGCAUUGAGGACCAGGCCUUUGCUGACAACCCUCGGUUGCGCUUGCUCUUCCUUUCACGCAACCAUUUGUCUAGUAUUCCCUCAGGAUUGCCCGCCUCUUUGGAAGAACUCCGUCUGGAUGACAACCGUAUCUCCACUAUCCCAACCCACGCCUUCCGAGGCCUCUCCUCACUUCGAUGUCUUGUCCUAGAUGGGAACCUUUUGGCAAACCAGCGCAUUGCUGAUGACACUUUCUCCCGUCUUUCCAACCUAACCGAGCUGUCCCUGGUCCGGAACUCCCUCCAGACCCCACCUGUCAACUUGCCCAGUGCUCACUUGCAACGUCUGUCUCUGCAGGACAAUGCCUUGACUCAUAUGCCCCGAGGUUCCUUGGAUGGCAUGCGCAGGCUGCAGAGGCUGGACCUGUCUGGAAACAACCUGACCACCCUGCCCCGGGGACUGUUCAGAGACCUGGACAGCCUGGGACAGCUGCUGGUCCGAGGAAAUCCCUGGCACUGUGGCUGCAACCUGCGUUGGCUAUAUGACUGGCUGCAUGCCCGCGGUAACUCUAUAACUGUCAGGGGUCUCAUCUGCCAUGGGCCUGAGAGGGUGCGAGACAUGGCUUUGAAAGACCUGACCACCCAGAUGGAGGAAUGUGAAGUGGUAAGGACAGUAGGGAACAGAGACAGAGUAGCAGAUAGUUCCACCACCCUCUCUCCUCCACAGGGCUCCCUCUUCACCCUCCGCUCUAAGAGGCCUGGCCUGGGACUUCCUGACUCUGGCUUAGACUACACCCUUGGCAGCAGUGGUGUGGGGAAAAGCCUAGCCCUUAAUGUGAAGCCUCUCUCUCACAAUAGCAUCCGUGUUACAUGGAGCGUGGCCCAGCCCAGCUCCUCCUUUAGGCUGAGCUGGCUCCGACUGGGCACCAGUAAUACCAUGGGAUCUAUCACUGAGACACUGGUCAGGGGGGAUCGCCGAGAGUAUCUUCUAACCUCCCUGCAGCCACGCUCCAGCUACAUCAUCUGUAUGGUGCCCCUGACUGCCAGUUCAGGAAGCAAAGGGGGGAUUUCUGGAGACACUGACUCUGACGAGGCUCUGGUUUGUGCUAAAGCAGAAACAUUAGACCUCAGCCCGAUAGAAGGGAACCAGAAGGAGGACGAAGAUUCCCAACAAAUGACCGUGCUGCCCCUGGCAGGGAUCAUUGGUGGGGCAACAGCCAUUGUCUCUUUGGCUCUUAUAUUUGGUAUCUUCUGUUGGUAUGGGCAUAGGACUGGGCAUUUGUCUUCCCGUGACCACUAUACUCGCAGCAGCUCCCGAAAAAGCAAAAACUAUGAUGAUUACAUUGAGUCAGGCACCAAGAAGGACAAUACCAUCUUAGAGAUCCGAGGUCCGGGGUUUCAGAUGACACCCAUGCCAGCUUGCCAGCCAAUGCAGCCUAAACCCCUACGGGAGGAUUACAUCAUUCAUACCAUAUUCCCCUCCAAUGGCACUGGCCUGUACAAAGGUGCCAAUCAUGCUUCUAAUGCGGGAUAUAGCGCCAACCGAGGCUAUAGAGAAGGAGGAAUCCCAGAUAUUGACUACUGUUACACAUGAUGUAUCAGAUUCUAUUCACACUGUUAUUGAUAAACUGUAUAGAUGCACAAUUUCCCUUCGCAUGGGCUCUUCUGAAGCACCCCUUUGUGCCUUCUUCUGGUCUCCCAUUCCAAAUAACCUGCUGUUCACUGCACUGAAAGUCUUUGAUUAACUGACUCUGAAAGCGUCAGGAAACAGUUUGCUGUAGGAAGCAGCAGGAGCCAAUGCCCCAGGUGUUAAAAACACAUCUGACUAUUUCUUCACCACCUUAGUAAUGUUUGUCGUCGUUGAUGAAACCCAGCUUUGAUGAAGACAAUGGAUUGUUUCAUCUACUCAACAAAAAGGGAGAAGGGAAGAAAAUAUCCUGAUGGCUGUCUCCAGGUGCAUUUUUUCUUGAAUGCAGCGGAGAUAAUUCUUCUGUACCCGCGUUAAGACUCCAUCGGUUUACAAUAUGAAAUUUGAAAAUUAGACCAUACCUAAAGACUUGCAGGUCAGUCCCGUCGAGACAGUAGAGACCAAACUCCCUCCCUCUUUUGU
Messenger RNA from Myripristis murdjan (pinecone soldierfish), 2556 nucleotides. RefSeq names its product fibronectin leucine rich transmembrane protein 1a (gene flrt1a). Bases 1 to 2040 code for a protein of 679 amino acids. The record is from RefSeq and is a predicted model, not a curated record. The transcript is spliced from 2 exons. Gene Ontology annotation, molecular function: protein binding. Lineage: Eukaryota; Metazoa; Chordata; Actinopteri; Holocentriformes; Holocentridae.